AUGAAGGUCGACUGGACGAAAGUGAAUCAGCCGGACAUCGUGUUCCAGCGGUUCGCGAGCCGGCGAUCACAGGUGUAUGGGACGAAGGGCAUGGUCGCUGCGUCGCAGCCGCUAGCGGUGGAAGCCGGGCUGGAAAUCCUGCGGAAGGGGGGCAACGCUGCUGAUGCGGCGGUCGCUGUGUCUGCUGCGCUCAACGUUACGGAGCCCAGUUGCUGUGGCAUUGGCGGCGAUGCGUUUUGUCUCUUCUACGAUGCGGAGAAGAAGACCGUCCAAGCCAUGAACGGUUCCGGCCGCGCUCCCGCGAAGUUGUCCAUCGAGUACAUGCGGCAGCGUGGCGUCACCGGGCGAGCCAUCCCGGUCACCGAUCUCAACAGCGUCACGGUGCCAGGUGCCGCCGCCGCAUGGGUCGAUACAAUCGAGAAGUUCGGCAGCGGAAAGGUUUCCGUGGCUGAGGCACUGGGGCCUGCCAUUAGGCUCGCUGAAGAAGGUGUACCCGUAUCCGAGAUCCACGCUUUCGCUUGGAAACGAUCAGAGGACCUGAUCAAGAAUGCCUCCCCGAAUGCAGACGAAAUGCUGUUGAACGGGAAGGCACCGCUCCCAGGACAGAUUGUCAAGCUGCCUAACCUUGCCAAAACGUUUCGUGCUCUCGCUGAAAAGGGCAAGGAUGGCUUCUACAAAGGUCACGUAGCCGAGGCGAUCGUCGAGCUCAUUCAGAGCAAGGGCGGUGUCAUGGAACUUGACGACCUCGCAAAACACGAGACGUCGUUUGUGGAGCCAAUCAGCUAUAACUUCCACAAUGAAGUUACUCUUUACGAGUGCCCUCCGAAUGGUCAAGGUAUCACAGCUUUGAUGGCUCUAGGUCUCCUGGAGCAGAUGGAGGCGCAAGGCAAGAUCAAGUCGUUACUCGAGACGGAACACAACUCCGUCGAGUAUCUCCAUGCACUGGUCGAAUCCCUCCGUCUGGCAUUCGCAGGCACCCAGCACUACGUCACCGACCCAGAUGUCCUUUCCAUCCCAGUGAAAGAGAUGCUCAGCAAGGAAUAUCUCGCUACUCGAGCACAGUUGUUCGAUCCAGAGAAGUGCAACCAUAACGUCGUACACGGUAACCCAAUGUUCUCAUCUGACACGGUCUACUUCUCUGUGACGGAUCAGUGGGGCAACGCCUGCAGCUACAUUCAGAGUAACUACGCUGGCUUCGGCACUGGAGCCGUUCCCAAGGGUUGCGGGUUCACUCUCCAGAACCGCGGCAGCAACUUCUACCUGACGCCUGGACACCCCAACGCGCUGGAAGGAGGCAAGCGACCAUACCACACAAUCAUCCCCGCGAUGGCGCUGCGCGGCGAUGAGCUCUUCCUCUGCUACGGUGUCAUGGGUGGUUUCAUGCAGCCGCAAGGCCACGUUCAAGUGCUGCUCAACAUGCUCCGCGGAUUCACCGCCCAAGCCGCGCUCGACGCGCCCCGCUUCUGCAUAUCAGCCGGGAGCCCGGACUCGCUCGCAAGCGGACAAGCAGGCGACGUCAACAGUGAGGUGUACUUCGAGGAGGGCAUCUCCCUCGAAGUCGUCGAGAAGCUGCGCGCUAUGGGUCACGAUGCGCGCACGGUGAGCGGAUCAGGGCGUGGUAUGUUCGGGCGCGGACAGGUCAUCCAGAAGAUCGUCGACCAGUCGGGCAAGAUUGUCUGGGCUGCCGGGUCGGACAUGCGCGCGGACGGGCACGCCUCCCCUCAGAUCUAG
Messenger RNA from Fomitopsis serialis, 1731 nucleotides. RefSeq names its product gamma-glutamyltranspeptidase. The transcript has 17 exons. The record is from RefSeq and is a predicted model, not a curated record. The coding region runs from base 1 to 1731 and encodes 576 amino acids. NCBI's taxonomy places the organism in Eukaryota, Fungi, Basidiomycota, Agaricomycetes, Polyporales, Fomitopsidaceae.